GGUUGCGAGGUGGUGAGUUGAAGGCGAGUGAUUCUGCAUCAGCGAAACUCCGCUCUUUUUUUUCCUUUGCCCAUCGUCUUUCUGUGAGUCUUCAUUUUUCGUUCACCGCCAUCUUCCGCGUCAGCCGUCAGCCGCAAUGUUUCUCGUGGGGAUGUUUUGAAAAAGGACUGCCACCGGACCGGGAUCGUCAUCAGCUGGCACGGAAUGAUAUUUACGAGCAGACAUUUCUUAUAUAACUGCAGCCAACCGAUCCUGGAUGUGAAGAUAGCCUUUUGUCAGGGUUUUGGAAAACAAGUGGAUGUGUCAUACAUCGCCAAACAUUACAACAUGAGUAAAAGCAAAGUGGACAACCAGUUCUACUGCGUGGAAGUGGGAGACUCCACUUUCACAGUUUUAAAACGUUACCAGAAUUUAAAGCCCAUUGGCUCUGGAGCUCAGGGGAUUGUCUGUGCCGGCUACGAUGCCGUCCUGGACAGAAACGUGGCCAUCAAGAAACUGAGCAGACCCUUCCAGAACCAGACCCACGCCAAGAGAGCGUACCGGGAGCUGGUGCUCAUGAAAUGUGUCAAUCACAAAAAUAUCAUCAGUUUAUUAAAUGUCUUCACACAACAGAAAUCAUUAGAGGACUUCCAGGACGUGUACCUAGUGAUGGAGCUGAUGGAUGCCAACCUGUGCCAGGUGAUUCAGAUGGAGCUCGACCACGAGAGGAUGUCCUACCUGCUCUACCAGAUGCUGUGUGGUAUCAAACAUCUGCACUCAGCCGGCAUCAUUCACAGGGACCUCAAACCAAGCAAUAUCGUGGUGAAGUCCGACUGCACCCUGAAGAUCCUGGACUUCGGACUGGCCAGGACCGCCGGCACCAGCUUCAUGAUGACCCCCUACGUGGUGACUAGAUACUACAGAGCCCCGGAGGUUAUCCUCGGCAUGGGGUACAAGGAGAAUGUGGACAUGUGGUCAGUCGGCUGCAUCUUUGGAGAGGUGAUAAGAGGGACGGUGCUGUUUCCAGGGACUGACCACAUCGACCAGUGGAACAAGGUGAUCGAGCAGCUGGGCACGCCGCAACUGGAGUUCAUGAAGAAGCUUCAGCCCACGGUGAGGAACUACGUGGAGAACCGGCCAAAGUACGCGGGCCUCACCUUCCCCAAGCUCUUCCCCGACUGCCUCUUCCCGGCCGACUCUGAGCACAACAAACUCAAAGCCAGCCAGGCCCGAGACCUGCUGUCUAAGAUGCUGAUCAUCGAUCCCGCUAAACGGAUAUCGGUGGACGAAGCCUUGCAGCACCCCUACAUCAACGUGUGGUACGACCCAGCUGAGGUGGAAACGGCCAGAGAUCUCAUCCAAAUAUCCAUGCCUCCACCUCAGAUCUACGACAAGCAGCUGGAUGAAAAAGAACACUCCAUAGAUGAAUGGAAAGAACUCAUUUACAAAGAGGUGAUGAACUUUGAGGAGAGAACGAAGAAUGGCGUAGUGAAGGGACAGCCUUCACCUUCAGGUGCAGCCGUGAACAGCAGCGAGAGCCUCCCUCCCUCCUCCUCCAUAAACGACAUCUCCUCCAUGUCCACCGACCAGACCCAGGCCUCAGACACCGACAGCAGCCUGGAGACCUCUGCGGGACCCCUGGGGUGUUGCAGGUGACUAGCUGCCUGCCUGCGCAACCCCACGUUCUUCCGACGGUGAAGAACCCCAACCGGACAUGACCGACUGAGAAAACACACACAACAACAACAACAAAAAAGAUCCAAAUGAGUACAUUAAGAACAAAAACAGGAGUCAUGGAAACACUGAAUCGUAAAUGAUGAAAUCUAAAGCCUGUGCGUGAACAGCAGUUGUAUUUAAACUGAAGUAAAUGAGAUAUAUGGUAUAACCCUCUAGUUGCUUUGCUUAUAUUAUCCCACAUAUCUUGCACAUGGCAUACAAACAAAAAGGACCACAUGCUUCGACUAUAAAGUGCAUAUGGCUGCUGGUCUCCCAAAUCCUGACAGAAGCAUUUCUGCUCCAAUCACCGUGGCGAGGUGGGCGGCCAUUUUGCUCAUCACUCCCGUAAAAUACGUUCUCCCUCGCCCCGUUUCCCUCAUCGAACCCCGAUGUAUUGACACUGCUGUAUCCUAACCUCUCGUGCACAACCCCCAAUGUAAGGUUGCCUGAUUAGUGUGUUUUCAUGUGGUUAUCCUGCAGGGAUGUGUAGUCGCUCUCCCCCGGGGCGCCGCUUCCUGCGCUACUUGUAAAUAAUGUAAUUAUGUACAGCUGAAGGGCACACGGAGUGGGACUGGAGGCCAGUGCACUGGAAGGGCUCUUUUUUUUUCUUCUGACGAGCGCACCUUGCCACAUCACCGCUUCCCCCCCCCCCCCCCCCCCGCCUAUUGCCGUAGUCCUGCAUGAUUAGAGUUAACUCGAUGCUAAUCUCACUGUAUGCUCAAAGGAGUCUGUGUACAGACUUUUGUUUAUAUGCGAUGUAAACUAACUCAACUCCAGACAUGGGGGGGGGGGGGGGGGCGGGGUCAUAGGAUAGGACGAUUGAUACUGAUAGUGAGUGUGUGUGUGUGUGUUAACCACAGGCAAGCCAUUGAGACGUUAGUAAAUGUCAGGGCUGAGUUCGGGACUUAAAGGGCCAGUACACUCUGAAAUUAAUUAUUUUGAUUGUGCUCAGACUUCAUGAAAUUAGCCUUAAGGGGUUUAAGUAGUCUGAUUUGUGUGUAAUGUUCCUUUUUAUUUCUCCUGGCAGUGUAUAACCCUCUCCCCCCCCCCCCCCCCACACACACACGCUGUUCCACGGCCCUGCAUGUCAUUGUGUACCAUUAACCCGUCAUCGGCCCAGGCGGUUGGUCUGUUUGCCUGUGGUGUUUCCACGAGGAGAUGAUUGUUAUUUACUUGAUAGUCUGACACACGGAAGGCUUUUAGAAAAGGACACGCGUGAUAGAGUGAGGAGUUUAACAUGCGGGCGUUGAGCGUUAACCUCGUGGCCAUGCAGAGACCGUAUGGAGGGAACCCAACCGCGAUGUUGACGACAUCACUUCUUAUCUGGAAGAUUUAUUUAUUGAAUUAUUUAUUUUCACAGAUGGAACCUGAACAGGGCAAGUGCCUUUUUGGAAUGAAGCAUUGCAAGUGCAGAAAUUAUAUUAUUUUGCGUAUUUUUUUCCCCCUAUGCUUCAUCUUUUUCUGCCUUAAAAAUAUCCGAAAUCCCCGAGAUUUAGCCAGUGGCGUGAAAUCAAAUCACUUUCUUCAGAUUGUAAGGCUAAAGACAAACUAUGCUAGUUUUUACACAACAUGUAAGGUUCCGGCCAUUUUGCAUUUUGAUUUAAUCUAAUUUCUCCUCCAAAUUAAUCCCAGUAAAAUGAUGUCAUCAGAUUUUCUCAAACUGGGACCCGAGCACACAGACUGUCGUCCACUGUGGUCCACAUCCAACCAAAUAAUUAAUUACAUUUAAGGUGUUCCUGCAGAUACUAACUCUUUUCUUUUUUCGUCAUGUUUUUGAUACAAACCACUCCAACUAGAAGGUGUUUACUUGACCAUGUGUGAUUUAUUCUCAGUUAAAUAGUUCAAAUUUUCUUGGUUUCCACUGCCAUAUUCCGUGUGGGCAAAGAACCAUCAACAGCUGCUGGGUUACAAAAUAAAAUUUUUACAAAGCAAAGAAAUCAUUUCCCUUCUCAUAAUCCUUCAGUCGGAUCGGAAAGACUUUCCACAAACUGUGAGCUGUGUUUGUUGUUUUUGGAGACGUCUCUCCGCUUUAUGCAUAUUUUGCAGAGUAGAUUAGCUUCUCACCGUCACCACUUGACAAUCAGGUCACUGACAGCAUACAAAGAUUUUACACUGUUUGUUUCCAGCCUCUCGAAAACACUCUUUUCAUUACUUUCUCUUUCCUGCGUAUGGAAACUGCAUGACUCAAACAUCCGCUAUGUAAGAAUAACGGUCCAACGGCAGCCAUGACAUGGUGAAGACAUCCUCCUCCAGGUGUGAUGACAGCACCGCUCAUGGCUGUAAUGUUUUCUGACGGUCUAGCUGCGUCUCUGGUUCACUUUCUGCAUGGAGUUACCUGAAGCACCCCGUCUCAGAAUGAAAUGCAUAACUUCUAACGGCUACUUUGUCAACACUCUUCCCGCCUGUGUACCACACGCCGACAUACAGUAGCUUAGCACAGCUGAAGGCUAACUGCGGCUAGCUCGGCGCUCUCUGUUCGGGGUUCCGGCGCCAGCUCAAUCUUUCAAAAAUACAAAAUACAGGGUGCAACUUUGACAUUUUUUUACGUAAAAAAAAAAAAAAAAAGUCCAGAUGAAUCUCUCAGAGAAAAGGGUCUGAGGGUUUAUGGCGUUAGCAUUGCAGAUGCUACUGCAGGGCAUCCAUAUCCAUCUGAAUUCUUCUUUUCCAAAUUCCGGAUACCGAAACAUUCUUUCCUUUUUUUAUUUCCCUCUGAAUGUGAUCUUUUAUUUUUUUACAAGACAUCCCUCCAGACAAUUCUGUUGUAAUUUUAAAGGUGCUUUUGAUUCUGCGUGAUGAAGUAGAGAUGAGUCGAACGGCCGGCUCGUCAGCACUGAAUGUAGAAAUGAAAUGUUUCUCUUCUCACGUCAACCGCUGCUCUGCAUGGUCAUCAGUGUGUGAGCGUGUGAUUUCAAAUGAACCAGCAUUCAACACUCGCUGUCCGCCUGGUUGAAUUGGAAGAUGUGAUCAUCUGGACGGAUUAUUAAACAGUUCAUGUUUUUCACAUUUUACUCUCAAUAUACACGUUUUUUGGGGGGGGAUUGCUCAUAAGAAUGUCGAAGGAGAGUCGGUACAGUCAUGUGUUUGGAAGUAUUUCAUGUGUGUGCGCACGUUCAGUCACAUAAAACCUUAGAAAUUAGAAAUGUGUCAACUCCUAAUCCUGCUUUGUUUUGGUCACACGGGAUUUAAAUUAAUCUCUCGUGGAUUCAGGAUUCAAAUUCAUGUCUGUUGGCCCUUUAUUUGUAAUCUAAAGAUGGCGGACGUGUCAUUCAGCCAUAAUAUUAACGCCAAUUUCACAAGUUAGGAUGCGUCUUCUCAGCUGUGCCAACACCACAUCUUUGGACUCAGUACUUGUGUGACCCCCAGUUUAUUGAGUUCACCUCUUUCUUUCAGUCAUAUUGUAUAUAACAACAAUCCAACAAUGCAAUAAAAACUUUAUUGCACUCAGACUGGGAGGCGAGCCACUGCGAGGGUCAGGCGAUGCCGAACUGUUGAGAGUCUUUAAAUGUGGAACUCUACAGUAAUGAAACCCUGUAUAGCUCAUCUGAAUCAGGUGAUGUUGUUCUUCAAUUCUUCUACAAUGACCUUCUCUCUCGUUUCUUUUGCUCCGUGCUGUUUUAAUGAAUCCUUCUUUUGACAUUGUCAGGUUGAAAACAUAAAUUAAUAAUAAUAUCUGUUUCACGCCGAUCUCUAAAGCUUCAGGCUAUAGCGUUUCAAAUAAAGUCAAAACAAAUGCAAAAGAAAAAGGAAAAAAAAUACUGAAAGCUGUUACUGUAAACACAACAUUUUAAAGGAACUGUGUAUGUAAAAAUAGUAUAUGUAUGUGAUUGAAAAUAAACAACAUCUUUGAUCUUGGA
This is a messenger RNA of Pseudoliparis swirei, 5549 nucleotides long. RefSeq names its product mitogen-activated protein kinase 10 (gene mapk10). The record is from RefSeq and is a predicted model, not a curated record. Lineage: Eukaryota; Metazoa; Chordata; Actinopteri; Perciformes; Liparidae. Gene Ontology annotation, biological process: JNK cascade; protein phosphorylation. Gene Ontology annotation, molecular function: ATP binding; JUN kinase activity. Gene Ontology annotation, cellular component: cytoplasm; nucleus. Bases 205 to 1635 code for a protein of 476 amino acids. The transcript is spliced from 14 exons.